GGCAUCAAGGGUGAAGCAUGGUGGCUAGCGGAGCCCGCAUCCUGACAGGUGUGCUGGCGUGGCCCUCUACCUGCCCCGCCGCGGCGGCCUGCGGCCAGGAGAAGUAGGCUGGCGACAUCUGGCGGGCCGCGGACCGAGGGAGGGGAGGCGGGGCGGGGCGGUGUCUCCCUCACGUGACCCCAACAGCGCCCAGCGCGUGGCGCUGCGCCCCAACCUCGGGGUCGGUCACAGUCUGCGCCUGCGCGGCCCCGGCUCGCUAGCCGUCCUGCGGGACGCCGGCGGUGAUGGGUGAGUGUGGGACGAGCGUGGGGAAGCACCGGGCUUUCUUCGCAUGAGGUUGGAGGGAGGGGAAACGCGCUGAAGGGCCCGCUGGGGCAGGCUGCCGCCCUGGGGGCCCAUCCCUGUCUUCUGCGCGCUCCGGCUGCCCUGGCCCGGCCCCUGCGGGCCCCACCCAGGCGGCGCGGGCGGAAUCAGUUCUGAGCCUCCUCGGCUCCCGGCUCCCCCGCCUGCCGCGGGUGUUUGUCCGGCUGCUGGGCGACCUUUCCCGCGAAGGCGCUGUCCCUUCAUUCGGGCGCGCCCUGGGCUGGGGAGGCACCUCCCUGGUGUACAGGAACCGCAGGGGCGGGGAGGAGCCGGGAGCUGCCUGCGCCCGGGGGACAGCGGGGAUGGCACCGCGCAAGGGCCUCUGCGUCCCGGGAGACUGGGAUUUCGGCCUCACCUCGGGACCCCUGACUGUGAAGUGUCAGAGACGGAAGAGGACUUAGUGAUCUUGUCCAACCCCCUCCCCGCCUUUCACAGGUUGGGGAAAUGGACGCCUGGAGAACGGAAAUCCAGUUAUCAAAAUUGAUUCAAGAAGAGAGAACCUAACAGAACAAUAACAAUGGAAGAAAUUGGGAACAUUAUCACAAAGCUAUCAUCCUGCCAAACUCCAGGCUCAGAUGUCACAGGUUAAAAAAAGUCCUUCAUGAAAAAGAAAGAUCUUAAGCAACAUGAUGGAUUCAGAAGCUCAUGAAAAGAGGCCACCAAUACUAACAUCUUCAAAACAAGAUAUAUCACCUCAUAUUACAAAUGUUGGUGAGAUGAAGCAUUACUUGUGUGGCUGCUGUGCAGCCUUCAACAAUGUCGCAAUCACAUUUCCCAUUCAGAAGGUCCUCUUUCGACAACAGCUGUAUGGCAUCAAAACCCGGGAUGCAAUACUUCAGUUGAGAAGGGAUGGAUUUCGAAAUUUGUAUCGUGGAAUCCUUCCCCCAUUGAUGCAGAAGACAACUACGCUUGCACUUAUGUUUGGUCUGUAUGAGGAUUUAUCCUGCCUUCUCCACAAGCAUGUCAGUGCUCCAGAGUUUGCAACCAGUGGCGUGGCGGCAGUGCUUGCAGGGACAACAGAAGCAAUUUUCACUCCACUGGAAAGAGUUCAGACAUUGCUUCAAGACCACAAGCAUCAUGACAAAUUUACCAACACUUACCAGGCUUUCAAGGCACUGAAAUGUCAUGGAAUUGGAGAGUAUUAUCGAGGCUUGGUGCCCAUUCUUUUCCGGAAUGGACUCAGCAAUGUCUUGUUUUUCGGCCUUCGAGGUCCCAUUAAGGAGCAUCUGCCUACCGCAACGACUCACAGUGCUCAUCUGGUCAAUGAUUUUAUCUGUGGAGGUCUAUUGGGUGCCAUGUUGGGAUUCUUGUUUUUUCCAAUUAAUGUUGUAAAAACUCGCAUACAGUCUCAGAUUGGUGGGGAAUUUCAGUCUUUCCCCAAGGUUUUCCAAAAAAUCUGGCUGGAACGGGACAGAAAACUGAUAAAUCUUUUCAGAGGUGCCCAUCUGAAUUACCAUCGGUCCCUCAUCUCUUGGGGCAUAAUCAAUGCAACUUAUGAGUUCUUGUUAAAGGUUAUAUGAAAAAACCAUCAGUUAAGUGCCAUUUAUCAACUGAAUAGACCUUCUAAGAAGAA
Pan troglodytes (chimpanzee) is the source of this 1936-nucleotide messenger RNA. It is a transcript of the gene SLC25A51, whose product is annotated as solute carrier family 25 member 51. Gene Ontology annotation, cellular component: mitochondrion. Bases 990 to 1883 code for a protein of 297 amino acids. The transcript is spliced from 3 exons. Gene Ontology annotation, molecular function: NAD transmembrane transporter activity. The record is from RefSeq and is a predicted model, not a curated record. Lineage: Eukaryota; Metazoa; Chordata; Mammalia; Primates; Hominidae. Gene Ontology annotation, biological process: mitochondrial NAD transmembrane transport.